GCAGUCGUGUUCUCCAUCGGCUCACACAGGACCUCAUCCCUCCGGCGCGACAGGAUCCUCGUCUUUAAGAAACUACAAAAGCCAUCAAAACGCCUAAACCAUUACGCACAGACGUUUUUGUUGGUCGUGGUUUGGACCCCCGUCUCUUUUUGACCUCCCGUUGAGGUUGAACCGUCCCGUGGGCUGGAAAACAUUGUUGGUGGGAGUCACAGGAUCUGUCUCUAGGACGAGGACAUUGAGUGCGUGGAAGUCAUGACGGCUGAGAAGAGUGGUCCAGUGAUUAACGGUAAACCAGAGGACUCUAAGGACGGGGACAGUUCCAGCACCAGCUCUCGACCCAUCGGGGACUACAACGAGAGAGGCCAAUGGAGCAACAAGAUCGAGUUCAUUCUGUCUGUGGCCGGAGAGAUCAUUGGUCUGGGCAACGUGUGGAGGUUCCCCUACCUCUGCUACAAGAACGGAGGAGGUGCGUUCUUCGUGCCGUACGUGAUCUUCUUCAUCUGCUGCGGCAUCCCUGUCUUCUUCCUGGAAACGGCCCUGGGACAGUUCACCAGCGAAGGAGGCAUCACUUGCUGGAUGAAGGUCUGCCCUCUGUUUGAAGGUAUUGGAUAUGCGACGCAGGUGAUCGAGGCCUACCUAAAUGUGUAUUACAUUGUGAUUUUGGCGUGGGCUAUUUUCUACCUCUUCCAGUGCUUCACAACUGAGCUGCCCUGGGCCGGCUGUGGUCACUACUGGAACACAGAAUACUGUGUGGACUACUACGGAGAAAACGCCACCAAUAUCACCAACCCCAACGCCAGCUCCCCAGUCAUCGAGUUCUGGGAGCGGAGAGUGUUGAAGAUCUCAGAUGGCAUCGAGCACAUGGGCGGAGUGCGCUGGGAGCUGGCCAUGUGUCUGGCUCUGGCUUGGUUCAUCUGCUACUUCUGCAUCUGGAAGGGUCCCAAGUCCACCGGAAAGGUGGUGUAUGUGACAGCCACGUUCCCCUAUGUGAUGCUGCUGGUACUUCUGAUCAGAGGAGUGACGCUGCCGGGAGCCUUCGAUGGAAUCAAGUUCUACCUCUACCCCGACAUCUCCCGCCUGUCCGACCCGCAGGUGUGGGUGGAUGCUGGUACUCAGAUCUUCUUCUCCUAUGCCAUCUGUUUGGGCUGUCUCACUGCUCUGGGGAGUUACAACGCGUACGACAACAACUGCUACAGGGACUGCAUCAUGCUGUGUUGUUUGAACAGUGGCACCAGUUUUGUAGCAGGUUUCGCCAUCUUCUCUGUGCUCGGCUUCAUGGCCUAUGAACAGAACGUGCCCAUAGAGGCUGUGGCCGAAUCAGGUCCGGGUCUGGCAUUCAUUGCGUACCCCAAAGCUGUGACCAUGAUGCCUCUGGCUCCACUCUGGGCCUGCCUCUUCUUCAUGAUGCUCAUCUUCCUCGGUCUGGACAGUCAGUUCGUGUGCGUGGAGAGCUUGGUGACGGCUGUGGUGGACAUGUACCCGGAGAUGUUCAGGAGAGGAAACCGCAGAGAGGUCCUGAUCUUGGGAAUGUCCGUGGUCUCCUUCCUCAUCGGUCUCAUCAUGUGUACAGAAGGGGGUAUGUACGUGUUCCAGCUGUUCGAUGCGUACGCGGCCAGUGGGAUGUGUCUGCUAUUUGUGGCCAUCUUUGAGUCCAUAUGUAUCGGCUGGGUCUAUGGAAGUGACAGAUUCUACCUGAACAUCGAGGAUAUGAUCGGAUACAAGCCCAUCUUCUUCAUUAAGUGGUGCUGGAUGUUCCUCACCCCUGGCAUCUGCGCUGGGAUUUUCCUGUUCUUCCUGAUUAAAUACAAGCCUCUGAAGUACAAUAACGUGUACACCUAUCCUGACUGGGGCUACGGCAUCGGGUGGUUCAUGGCUAUGUCCUCCAUGGUCUGCAUCCCCUUCGGACUCAUCUGGAAGAUCUGGAAAACCCCCGGGACUUUCUCUGAGAGGAUUAAGAAGCUGACCACCCCCAGUCCAGACCUGAAGAUGAGAGGGAAACUGGCUGCUCUGAGUCCAUACGCCUCCAACGACGCCAAGGCCAAAGGCGACUGCAAAAUCUCCACCAUCUCAGAGAAGGAGUCGCAUUUCUAACCCCGCCCGGGCUACACCAGGUCUCUUUGAGUCAUGCAAAAAAUAGUGACAGCCAACCACUACACUGCAAAAGAGCUUCACAAUGAGUUAUAAAGGCUUGAAAUCAGAAUAUUGACUUGUUUUGUGUAGUUUUUGACUGAUUUAUGAAAGAAGCUAACCAGUAAAAGUGCAAUUUGGAGGUUGCACCGUGUUGUCUACAUGUAGAUGUUAUUGCUUUGACAGGAAUGCUUCACGGUAUGGCAUUAAACUUAUCUAUAUUGUAUUUCUUCAAUCGCAGGUGUUUUUAUUGCACAAAAAAUAAAACAAAAAAAGAGUUGAAAAACAUGUAUUGUUACAGUCAGCAGCAUCGCCUCUCCACAGAUCUGACCUGUAACUUGGCCUAGUGGUGUGUGAAACUGUGAAACAUUUCAAGCAAAGUAGGAAUAUCUCCUUGGACACAAGCAAAAGUUCCAUAGUGCACCUUUAAUUACCUUGAAGGACGUACAGAUAUUAAACCCACUAGAGUAAAUUUAAACUACUCAAAACAAGUCAACUGUUCUGAAAUCUGGUCUUUUUAAGUCAUAGAUGUUGCAUUAUUGCACUGUACUGCGCCCCCACCACCAGUGCACAAACGAACCAGAACCUGUGUGAUUUUUGUUUUGUAAAAUAUGAUAAAAAGUUUAUCACAUAUUUUAGUCUGUUUUUGGCACCGAUUUUGAUAACAUCUUUAUUGUUUUUCUGUUAACAUUGUGACUUAAACAGUUGUAUUUUGUUGCUAAUCACUAAUGUUUUGUGUCUGCUGCGUGUUUAAGAGUGAGUAUCGGUCGCACUAGUGUCUGUGCCUUUCUCGUGGUGUAAAGGGUUCACAGUGUACAUUUAUGGAUAAUGUCUUGUGCCUAUGUCUGAUUAAAGAACCCAAAUGUUUCUAUCCAUGAUAUCCAGAGUGAUACAGACACCUUUGACAUAGCAGUUCAAAUUUCAAAACAUCAUAUUGCUUGAAAAGACCUCAAAAUGGCGCCUGUAAGCAAGAAAUUGAAACUUAGAAUAGAGCCCUGUUCACUGGAGUGGUACGGUGCAGCUUGUCAUAGGGAACAUACAUCUCCAAGUACUUUGGUAUUACUUUUUUAGGCAUAAUUACUUGUGUUUUACCUUGUGUAAUAUGCAAAAAGUACAAAAAAAAAACUGUUCUGCUUUGUUAUUGAGGAGUGAAUCAGUUCAAAUGAGACUAAAGACAUCAGCUUCUGGCUUCAAAAAGAGUGAAAUGAAUUUGAAAUACGUCUGGUUAAUGGAUUAUAAUGUUUGACAUCACAACGUGGAACUUGCAGUUGUGAGCAAGAAAGACAGAAUAGUACGUACAAGGAUUACUCAAACUGAAUUGUCACAGCUGGGAAUUGAUCUCACAACUCUGAGCCCAGUAUAUGUGUUAUAACUGCUUGACUCCAUGGGGAUAGAUACGUUCAAUGCCACACUACUGAACAUUCUAUGUAAUGCAAUAACAUCCCGUCGGAGACAUGUAGGUGGUGGAUUCUGCAAGUUUCAUAAUGCACCUUUAAAGCACUGUAUAUACUUACUUUUUCAUACAUAAAGAUGAGCUAAGAGCAAACUGUAAUACUACUCACCCAAACAGCACUGUCUUUCUCCAGUGGACACAGGCUCUUAUGAAAUGUAACAUGUUGAGGACCUCUGAAUCCACAUGUGUAGUUAAAUCAUGAACAGCAGAGGGCACUGUUACAAAAGUCAAGUCUGUAAAUAUGUCCCACUGUAAUCAUUCUAAAUGUGCUCAUGUAACUGAGAGGGCUUCACACACAUUUGUAUUUUUAGUUUGUCAAACCCAGAGUUUAAACAUGGCCACGCUGCAUUUGUCACAGUGAGUCCUGAAGCUUCUGAAACUGCGGCGCUGCACCGUUACUGUAGAAACAACAACGCAAAAUCAUCUUUGUAUUGUUAGGGGAUAGCUCAGUGAGGGCAUAUGAGGUACAAAAUCAUGUUUAUUUUGUUUUGUUCAUACACAUACUUUGCAGAGAUAACAUUUUCUCUAGUCUGUUGAAAGAAACUGGAGAUAUUAAAGGUGCACUAAGUAACUUUUCUGGUGAGCGGGCUGCCUCUGCCACCUGCUUGUCUCUAUGGAGAUGUUAUAUCUUUGCCAGAAAAAGUCCACAAUAUGGUCUAGCAAGUGAUACAUGUGUUUUUAUUGCUCAAAUAAAACAUGCAUUGUUACUGUGAGCGGGGAUCUGACUUGUAACUUGGCUCUCUUGGGUCGCCUCUGCGCAGAUCUGACUUGUAACUUGGGUAAUGGCGUCACCUGCUUUACAGUAAGAUAUAAGUUAAUUCCACUGUGGAACAUUUAGAAAAAAAAAAAAAAAACACCUCAGUAAAGACAACCAGGUAGUAGAUCAUCCCUCAGAAAAGUUACAUAGUAUUUCUUUUAAACCCUCAGUUAUUUGUAGUCUAAUAAAUUUGUUCUUAUUCAUUACUUUCAAGUGCCCAAAUUUCAACACUUUUUAAUUUAAGCGUGAUAAUUGGACUUACGCUGCACCUUGUUCUACCCUGACACUUCAGCCUAUCCCGUAAAAUACAUUUCUCCCACUUUAAAACAAAACAUGUUAUUUUUACCUUUCCAGUCGUGGCCUCGCUGGCUCGAGUCCUCCCUCACCUCUGUUUCCCCCUCCUCUCGGCUCGGUCUAAACCCUGGAUCUGUGUCAUUUCACAGUAAUUACCCUGAGCCUAACACACUCUGACAGACAGACCGACUGCCUCCUCCUCUGCACUCACUCUGUCACCCUUAAUGGACACACGAUGCACGUCUCUCACACCACUAUUUCAACACACUUAUUAUUCGGCUUAAGGAUUUUUGGAAAAGACAAUUUGACACAUUUUUAAGAUUUGACCCAUAAUCCAGCUAGUAAGUAAAUGAAAGGUGAAUUGUGGCAGUCAGUGCAUCGGAUUAACCGCAAAAUCAAAUGCGCUUUGCUUUGAACCUGUUAUUUUACGGGCCAUUCCAUAUGCAGGACAAAAAAAGGGAAAAAUAUACAAUAAAAGUACCAUUUCCACGUUAUAAUUGACUCUCCUCUUUACGUUACUAUGGAGAAAAUACAAAUUAAAAGUGAAUUUUAUUGAUAAAGUUGCAGAAGGAAGUGCAGUCUGUCUCAUCUGUCUCAUUGAGCUGGUCUCAUUCAAAACCACCAUUACCCCCUCCUUCUUUCUUCCCCUCUCUCUCUUUCUGUCUCUGUCUCUCUCUCUCCCCCUCUCUCUCUCUUCUUUUUUCACUCUUUCACUCUUCCUCUCCAGUUUCCUCUCCCAAUCAAAUGCAAUCAGAGCCCCACAUCUGAACAGCUGCAAGGAUCCAAGUUUUUGGGUUUCUUUUUUUUUUUUUAUUCAUUCAGGAGGUGGCAGAGAAUUGUGGGUAGAAAUAGGUCAAUAGUGAGUUGAGGAAGUGAAGAUUGAGUCAGCUAAAGGAAUAUGUAAGAAGUAUUGAUAGACAGAAGCCCCUCCAAAAGUCUUUAAAUGUGUUAUCUGGUGCAUUGAUUCCAUAUUCAUACCUCCUCUAUACAGUACACACUAUUUUGUCUUCAAAGAUAGAUGAUAAUCUUCCUGGUUUAGUCCUGGGUCAGACCUGGUUUAGUCCUGGGUUAGACCUGGUUUAGUCCUGGGUUAGACCUGGUUUAGCUCUGGGUUAGACCUGGUUGGUUUAGUGCAGCUAUGCUGGGGUGUUGCUGGUCGGCAGUGCUCAUUAUUAAAGAGGCUUUAGUCAUCGUUUGAUCCUGGUUUAGUUCUGGUUUAGUCCUGGUUUCAUUCUGGUUUAGUCCUGGCUUAGGUUUGGUUGUCUUGGGCUUGACCUGGUUUAGAGCAGCUCUUAUGCAAAAUUCCAGCAUGCAGUAUCAAAUGGUCUUAGUCCUGGUUUAUUCUUGGUUUAGCCCUGGCUUAAUCCCGGGUUAAUCCUGGUUUAAUAGUGGUUUAGUUCUGAGUUAGACUGGGUUUAGUCCUGGCUCAGAUCUGCUGCUCUUGUGUGGUGGUCUUGGUAUGCAGUGAUCAUUAUCAGAGGAGAUUCAGUCAAGGUUUAGCCUUGGGUUAGACCUGGUUUAGUCCUGGUUUAGUGGGUUAGACCUGGUUUAGCUCUGGGUUAGACCUCAUUGGUUUAGUGCAGCUAUGUUGGGGUGUUCCUGGUCUGCAGUUCUCAUUAUCAAAGAGGGUUUAGUCAUGGUUUGAUUCUGGUUUAAUUCUGGUUUAGUCCUGGUCUAGUCCUGGUUUCAUCCUGGUUUGAUCCUGGUUUAAUUCUGGUUUAGUCCUGGUUUAGUUUUGGUUGUCUUGGGCUUGACCUGGUUUAGUGCAGCUCUUGUGGAAAAUUCCCAGUGUGCAGUAUCAAAUGGUCUUAGUCCUGGUUUAUUCUUGGUUUGGCCCUGGUUUAAUCCUGGUUUAAUCCAGGUUUAACACUGGUUUAGUUCUGAGUUGGACCUGGUUCAGCGCACCUCUUGUGGAGUGGUCCGUAUCUAAAAUGGUCCAUGAAGAGACAGAACCCAUAGUCCCAUUGAGCAGACGAUGAAGCUGAAGUGACUUGUUCUGAUUGAAAACGCUCCAUAUAUUUGUUGCCUGUGGGGCUGCGUAUUGGACAGAGAGGUGAUAUUUUAUGUCUGAUCAGUGAAAUUCUCAUUGCACCUGUCUCUAUCUCUUUUAGAAAUACUAUUGCGUGAUGUGAAUGUCUUGAAAUGAAACUUUGUUGAUAAAAUAGUCAUAAAAUUCUCUUUGACUUUUGAUACGCUGCUCAAACAGUUUAGAAUUGUAAUGAAGUGUUUUACUGGUCUGUACACACUUUGUAUUCACAGGACACACAAACUGUCGGCUUACUCAUUUUUAAAAAUAAAUGUGACAAAGAUUGUGAAGAA
Periophthalmus magnuspinnatus is the source of this 6950-nucleotide messenger RNA. It is a transcript of the gene slc6a11b, whose product is annotated as solute carrier family 6 member 11b. The record is from RefSeq and is a predicted model, not a curated record. Gene Ontology annotation, cellular component: membrane. NCBI's taxonomy places the organism in Eukaryota, Metazoa, Chordata, Actinopteri, Gobiiformes, Gobiidae. Gene Ontology annotation, biological process: sodium ion transmembrane transport. The transcript has 15 exons. Bases 253 to 2091 code for a protein of 612 amino acids.